Messenger RNA from Solea solea (common sole), 1051 nucleotides. It is a transcript of the gene commd1, whose product is annotated as copper metabolism (Murr1) domain containing 1. The transcript is spliced from 3 exons. Gene Ontology annotation, biological process: negative regulation of sodium ion transmembrane transport; regulation of proteasomal ubiquitin-dependent protein catabolic process; positive regulation of protein ubiquitination. Bases 419 to 814 code for a protein of 131 amino acids. Gene Ontology annotation, cellular component: endosome. Lineage: Eukaryota; Metazoa; Chordata; Actinopteri; Pleuronectiformes; Soleidae. The record is from RefSeq and is a predicted model, not a curated record.
AAGCUAGCGAGGGAGUCGCGGUUUUUCCUGGAUCAAAACAACAAAAAGGGACACAUUUUUUGAUUGAAUAGAAACAUAUUUAGUAUAAUUAAGUGUUUUUGAUGUGCCUCUACUCUGUGAUAGUUUAGAUCGAUCGUCUUUAAUACACAUCGAGUGAUGAUAGCAUCAGAUUGUUUUAGAAUUGGUGAAAGAAAUAAAAUAAAAUGACAAAUUCAGGUUUUGUAGUAGUUAAGCAAAAUGAAGCACCUGGUGAACUAAACGAGGUGUGUAAUACACGGCCAGUGUGUACUGAUAUAGUGUGUAACUAAUACGGUGGCCUGGAAGUGCAAACCAUGAUUACAAAACAUGAAACUAAUUUUCAAAAGCCACAGUCUUACGGAAAGGGAAUGUACCAAAUGCUGCAAGGGACCCAAAGUCCAUGGCCUCUGCAGACAUGGACCACGCCCAGCUGGAGGCUUUCCUGACUGCUCAGACCAGGAAGCAGGGCAGCGGCGGGGUGAGCGCCGAACAGGCCGCCGCCCUCUCUCGCUUCUGGAAGAGCCAGCGUGUUCGUGUACGGGAGAGCGUGCUGGCUCAAAGCCGCUGGGAGCCUGGACUCAGGGGCAUUUCCUGGAGGGUGGACCUGCAGGCCGCAGACAGCCAGGGUGUCGCCGCCCACAGCGGCCCGGUCGCCCUGGUUGAGCUGGAAGUGGGCCGGACUGGACAGGACUCGGAGUUUGUGUGUCUGGAGUUUGAUGAAGCCCGAGUCAACCGGGUUCUGAAGAAGAUGGCCGACAUCCAGGAGAGCAUGGACAGGAUCAUCCAGCAGACCUGAGCGGAGAAUCGCUGACUCACAAAGACUCUGAAAACACAUGCAUUUCAUGAUUCUGUUAAGCGGCUUUAUUUAGACGCACUGAUCCUGAUCCUGACGGGUCGCACCUGCUCACGGACCAAGGAUUCGUUUUAUGUGAACUGUUAAAGGGAUAGUUCAGGAUGUGUGGUUGUGUUAGUGAUCUGAUUAGAAAGUGGUUUGAUGCAAUUAAAGCCCAACUAUGCAGGAUUUUUACCCUAA